Rhizoctonia solani is the source of this 879-nucleotide messenger RNA. RefSeq lists its product as uncharacterized. The record is from RefSeq and is a predicted model, not a curated record. The transcript has 3 exons. NCBI's taxonomy places the organism in Eukaryota, Fungi, Basidiomycota, Agaricomycetes, Cantharellales, Ceratobasidiaceae. Bases 1 to 879 code for a protein of 292 amino acids.
AUGUCCAACUUUACCGCUGCAUCCGUGCAAUCAACUACCUAUACCGCCGAGCGCGCAAAGCAAGAGACGAGCGACGUCAGCAAUAUCGUGAAAGAAGGGGCUACGGAAUCUCAAGACGAUUUUCAGUCUAAAGUCGAUGCAGCAGCAAACGAAGCUCGCGUCAAGAAGGAAGAAGCCGUCGCCGAAGGAAAAGCAGAUGUUGAGCAGGCCAAAGCUACCACCGCAUCUUACAUGGAACAAGCCCGCGAUCUAGUUGGUGCUGCACUUGGCAAAGCUCAAACCUAUGUCUCCGCCGGCCAGGAGCGCCUUGGCGCAACAACCACCCAUUCUACCGCUCAUGUUCGAACUACUGGACAUGAAGGCCCCCACGCAGGUGGCUUAACAAACACUCUUACCGGGGUUGCUGUAUCUGCAUUACAAACCACGAAGGGUGUUUUGGCGACAGCCCAAGCUCAGCUUGCUGCUACAGGUCAAUCUACACAAUCCACCGCUAAACCUCACUCUGAAUCACCCCGCCCUACUACUCCGUCUUACAAAGAUACUGCUUUAAAAUCACAAAGCGAUAAUGCUCCUAACCCACUCGCCUCCGAUCCCGUCGUUGACACGCCUGCAGCAUCUGCGCCAUCGAUAUCUUCUACCACCGCUACCGCUGGGUCAGCUUCCUCUGCUUCUACAGAGACCCCGUCAGUGUCGAGUCAGAUCGCCUCCCCUGCUACUAUUUCUUACCCUGCGGAGCCCAAGACGGAGUCGCACCAUGUUACUACCGAAGGAGGUGCUCCACCUCCUGAGAAAGUGGAUGACAAGGCUGUUAAUAAACUGGCAGAAGGGUUGACUUCGACCAAGAUUAGCGAUGCAAGCCCAGCCACCAGCACCCACUAG